CUGAGCCAGAGGCAACAGAGACAACAGUGAAUGGUGAGGAGGGGCCUUCGGAUCCUGCUGCCACCACUGGAAUGGAGCCCCUGGGAGCCCCUGCACUACCCUACCUUGACUAGACUCAUAGCUGCCUCUGGGAACUGAAGGAUUGCCAGGCGACCUUGCUCCUUGAACCUCCAUAGGCACCAAAGGAACCAGGCCCAGCCACUCAAGACCAUGGUUGGCCUUCAGCCUUCAGAAGUGCCUCCGACAACAGUUGUGAAGUUCCUAGGGGCUGGCACGGCAGCCUGUUUUGCUGACCUCCUCACCUACCCCCUGGACACUGCCAAGGUCCGCCUGCAGAUCCAGGGGGAGAACCCAGGGGCGCAGAGUGUACAGUACCGCGGCGUGCUGGGUACCAUCCUGACCAUGGUGCGCACUGAGGGUCCCUGGAGCCCCUACAGCGGGUUGGUUGCUGGCCUGCAUCGUCAGAUGAGCUUUGCCUCCAUUCGAAUUGGCCUCUACGAUUCUGUCAAACAGUUCUACACUCCCAAAGGAGAGGACCACUCCAGCAUCGCCAUCAGGAUUUUAGCAGGCUGCACCACGGGAGCCAUGGCAGUGACCUGUGCCCAGCCCACAGAUGUGGUGAAGGUCCGAUUUCAAGCCAUGAUACGCCUGGGAACUGGAGGCGAGAGGAAAUACAGAGGGACUAUGGAUGCCUACAGAACCAUUGCCAGGGAGGAAGGAGUCAGGGGCCUGUGGAAAGGGACUUGGCCCAACAUCACGAGAAAUGCCAUUGUCAACUGUGCUGAGAUGGUGACCUAUGACAUCAUCAAGGAGAAGCUGCUGGACUCUCACCUGUUCACUGACAACUUCCCCUGUCACUUUGUCUCCGCCUUUGGAGCUGGCUUUUGUGCCACAGUGGUGGCCUCUCCAGUGGAUGUGGUAAAGACCAGAUACAUGAAUGCUCCCCCAGGCAGGUACCGCAGCCCGCUACACUGUAUGCUGAAGAUGGUGGCGCAGGAGGGCCCCACAGCCUUCUACAAAGGAUUUAUGCCCUCAUUUCUGCGUUUGGGAGCCUGGAAUGUGAUGAUGUUUGUAACCUACGAGCAGCUGAAACGGGCCUUGAUGAAAGUUCAGAUUUUCUCAAGUCCUGCUUGUCGGGGUGGCAACAGACCCAAUUCCACCCUCCUAGACUUCCUUCUUCUCUCUCACUGCCUUUACCUACAGAGACAAUGCUGUACCUGAUAAGCCUCCAGCCUUCCAUCUACAAAAGGGAGGGCUGAGUACAGGACCAAUUUCCAAGCUUAAGACUGCGCAUCUGGCAACAAAAACGGCUCAGUGGGUCCAAUUCGCAGGACCCACAUGGUGGAAAGAGAGAACUCACUCUUGCAAGUUGUCAUCUGACCACCACACGGGCACCCACACAUGCAUGUGAAUGUACAUAUGUACAAACACAACAAACAGAGGAAUAAGUAGAAAGAAAGUUUAACUGCACAUGGCGGUUUGAAGGAGAUGUUCCCCAGAUGCCUCAGGCAUUUGAAUACUUGGUCCCCAGUUGUUAGUGGCUGUUUGGGGAAGUUUAGAAGAUGGGACCUUACUGGAAGAAGUGUGUCAAAGGGGACUGGCUUUAAGAAUCCAAAGACUCGUGCCAUUCCCAGUUUUUCUAUUUCCUGUUUUCGAUUUGACAUGUGAGUUCUCAGUGACUGCUCCAGCCACUGUGCCUGAUGCCAGACCUCCUUGCCAAGAUGGACGCUUUCUCUCUGGAACUGUCAGCCCCAAAUAAAACUUCCUUCUCUAAGCAACUGCCUUGGUCAUGGUGUUUUAUCACAGCCAGUGCACAUCUUUCAAGCUAUGUCUUACAUUGUCACACGUGAUAUAUAAUGUCUCAUCUUGCUUCUCCGUAGCUUGGUUGGCUCUGAUGGAAGUCAGAAGGGGCUCCAGGCUGGAGAUGGACUCACCUGCUAGAGCACUUUCCUAGCAUGCACAUCCCAGAGUGUGACCCUCAGCACCACAUAAACCAGACUUGGUGACACUCUCCUGUGAUCCCAACACACAAGAGGUAGAGGAAGGCGUGAAGGCGUGGAUCAGGAGUUCAAGGUCACCCUGAGACCUGUGAGACCUGGUCUGAAAAAGAAAGAAGAAAGAGCAGAAUCAGUCUCCAAGCCUCAUCCUACCUCACUGGACUAGCCACAGAGACCCUUUGCUUCUCUGUGUCAGUGACACUCCUGCCCCACUAGAAACACCUUGCAGGGAAGGAGAUCAGAAAGAUGGCUCAGCAAUUAAGAGCACAAGUUGCUCUUGCAGAGGACCAGAGUUCUUAACACUCACAUGGCAGGCAGCUCAUAAAUGCCUGUAACUCCAGGUCCAAGGUAACUGACCCCGCCC
This is a messenger RNA of Chionomys nivalis (European snow vole), 2361 nucleotides long. It is a transcript of the gene Ucp3, whose product is annotated as uncoupling protein 3. The coding region runs from base 211 to 1221 and encodes 336 amino acids. The record is from RefSeq and is a predicted model, not a curated record. Gene Ontology annotation, cellular component: mitochondrial membrane. Gene Ontology annotation, biological process: adaptive thermogenesis; mitochondrial transport; response to cold. The transcript is spliced from 8 exons. Gene Ontology annotation, molecular function: oxidative phosphorylation uncoupler activity. Lineage: Eukaryota; Metazoa; Chordata; Mammalia; Rodentia; Cricetidae.